UGUGACUGCCAUGUACAACAAGUUCUGCCACUAUUAAGCCUUGAUGAAAUUUCAACACAUUAAUUGUUCUGCUACAAAAAAAGAUGGAGGGGCAGGUGAACUUUGAAGAUGUGAUCGCAGAACCUGCAGGCUUACACAGUCCAAAUAGGGUGUGGAAAGCCAGUUACAGCACCUUCACAGUGUCAAUGUACUUAUGUUAUUGCUGCAUGACAAGCAUCUUGAGUGUCCCUCUGUCACUGAUCUGGGGCCUCCUGUUUGCUUGUAUGUCAUUCUGCCACAUCUGGACUUUUGUGCCCUGCAUUAAGUGCCUGAGUCGAUGUCAUAUGCUGGUAAUACGCAAGUUCACCAGCCCGGUCUUUGAGGCACUGGGGAAGAUAUACAGUGGCAUGAGACUGAUUUUCCGCAAGGAGGCGUAAGAGCUUUAUUCAAGAGUGAAGACCAAAUCUCUGGACAUCUUCACACAUGAGAGAAAAAUUAAAUCAUCAGUACAUCUGAUGAAUAAAAUUUUGUGGCACUCAUUGAAACUGUAUGGGAACGUGUGCUCCCCGCCUCAAAAUUGCUCCCUGUGGAUGUUGCUGUUAACCACAAUGUUUUUUUUUUGACAACUUACCAAGUUACA
Molecule: messenger RNA, 619 nt
Organism: Toxotes jaculatrix (banded archerfish)
Lineage: Eukaryota; Metazoa; Chordata; Actinopteri; Toxotidae
Product: caveolin-3-like
Exons: 2
Coding region: 84-416 (110 amino acids)
Biological process (GO): regulation of membrane potential; caveola assembly
Cellular component (GO): caveola
Molecular function (GO): transmembrane transporter binding; connexin binding; molecular adaptor activity
Source: RefSeq, a predicted model, not a curated record